This is a messenger RNA of Cotesia congregata, 7347 nucleotides long. Lineage: Eukaryota; Metazoa; Arthropoda; Insecta; Hymenoptera; Braconidae. The record is from the annotation of a GenBank genome assembly.
AAUAUAAAAAUGACGUCGAGUUUAGUCCAACAAUUUGUCCAGCGCUUAAAGUCGCGUCACGAAGAUGUGCGUAAUAAAGCGGCUCGGGAUUUGUGUCAUUAUGUCAAAACAGAGUUACGAGAAUCAUCACAGGAAGAAAUUACAGCAUUUAUGGAUGAAUUUAAUCAUCAUAUUAUCGAGAUGGUCAACGGAUCAGAUAUGAAUGAAAAAAAGGGAGGAAUACUGGCAAUUGUUUGCUUAAUUGGCGCUGACGUUGGAAACAUCAAUACCCGGACCAUAAGAUUUGCUAAUUACUUAAGAAGUUUACUGCCUUCAACUGAUGUAGGUGUCAUGGAACUUACAGCAAAGACUGUGGGAAAAUUAGCACUAGUUUCCGGUACCUAUACCGCCGAGUACGUCGAAUUUGAAGUUAAACGAGCGUUCGAGUGGCUGGGUGGUGAUCGUAACGAGGGAAAAAGACACGCUGCUGUUCUGGUACUUCGAGAACUAGCUGUAUCGAUGCCCACGUAUUUUUUUCAACAAGUAACGCAAUUCUUUGACUUGAUAUUCAAUGCGGUGAGGGAUCCAAAAGCCGUAAUUCGUGAGGGAGCAGUCGAAGCGUUACGCGCUGCUUUGGUGGUAACUGCUCAACGCGAGACAACAAAACAAAUGCUCAAAUCCCAGUGGUACAAGCAGUGUUACGAUGAAGUAGUCGCCGGCUUCGAGGAGGUUUAUAGUAAAGAGCGAGGAUACAAUCGGGACGAUCGUAUUCAUGGUUCGCUGUUGGUUCUUAAUGAACUGUUUCGUUGCAGUAAUAUCCAGUGGGAAAGAGAUUACGAAUCUCUGAUGGAGCGAUUAAAUUGCCCGACUCAGCAAGCCGAUAACGAUAUUCUAGCUCUGAUGCCACGAUUAAAAACAAUUAUUGUUUCCAAGUGGUCGGGCUGUCCAUCCGGAGAUAAUUUUCAUCAUACACAGCAGUCACUUCAUCUACUUCAUGAAUCAGCAGCUUGUCGACAGCUUAUGCAAGAACGACUCGAUGAUUUUUAUAAUGACGUGAUGAACCAACGACAUUCAAAAAAUCCCCAUAUUCAACAUUCACUGAUGACUUGCUUACCACGACUUGUCGCUUUUAAUACCGAAAAAUUCAACAAAGAAUACCGUCGAGAAACUAUGAAUUAUUUAUUAAUGACACUGAGAGGCAGAGAGAAAGAUCGACACGCAGCGUUCAUGACAAUCGGAUUAAUUGCAGUAGCUAUUGGAGAUUCAAUUAAACCAUAUUUAUCAAAAAUAAUGGAAGUCAUUAAAAUGAGUCUGCCGUCUAAAGAAACACCCAGUAAAAAAAGAAGCGCGCCCUUGGAGCCAGCUGUAUUUAUCUGCAUCACACUGUUAGGUUUUGCUGUUAAAUCAGCGAUCAGUGCUGAUAUAAGAGACCUUUUGGACUCGAUGUUGGCCACUGGGCUAAGUCCCAUACUGACUACAUCACUCCGCGAACUAGCUCAAAAUGUUCCAUCUUUAAAACCAGACAUUUCACAAGGAUUAUUGCGAAUGCUGUCACAGGUGCUGAUGCACAAGCCGCUUCGGCAUCCAGGAGCCCCUUGGACAGCAACCAGUCCUAUAAUCACGACUCCCAAUGAGCCAACCGACGUUCCAUCGACUGUUCUAGCUCUCCGUACUCUUGGAACUUUUAACUUCGACGGUAAUCCUCUGUUACAAUUUGUUCGCAGAUGUGCAGACCAUUUUCUUACUUCAGACCAGUCGGAAGUAAGAUUAGAGGCUGUAAGAACUUGCUCGAGACUUCUCAGGCUUGCUUUAAACCAACCUGGGCCCACGGUGACUAAGACAGUCCACACUAUUAUUGAAAAACUUGUAAUCGUAGGUAUCACCGAUAUGGAAUCAGAUGUCAGGAUUUCUGUUUUUACAUCCUUAGAUUCUUCAUUUGAUAUCUACUUGGCUCAAUCUGAGAACUUAUCUUCUCUAUUUAUAGCGAUGAACGACGAAGUAUUUGACAUCAGGGAGAUUGUCAUCAGAACCACCGGACGUCUGAGCAUAAUAAAUCCUGCACACAUCAUGCCCUCGCUUCGAAAAUGUCUAAUUCAAUUUCUGACCGAGUUGGAGCACUCAGGAAUGGGUCGGAACAAAGAGCAAGCUACCAGAAUGCUCGACCAUCUAGUCGUCGGUGCGCCAAGACUAAUACGUCCCUACAUGGAACCUAUUCUUAAGGUCCUUGUGCCUAAAUUGAAAGAACCAGAAGCAAAUCCCGGUGUAGUGUUGGCUAUUCUCCGAGCAGUCGGUGAUUUAGCUGAAGUCAAUGGUGCGGAAAUGCAGCAGUGGAUGCCAGAGUUGCUUUCAAUCCUUCUUGAGAUGCUAGUUGACGCGAGUUCACCAGAAAAACGUGGGGUUGCUCUCUGGGUUCUCGGGCAGCUUGUCGGCAGUACUGGACACGUUGUCAAGCCUUAUAUGCAGUACCCGACACUUUUGGAAGUUUUAAUUAAUUUUCUAAAGACGGAGCAACAGCCGAUCAUCCGCAGAGAAACAAUCCGCGUACUAGGAUUACUCGGAGCUUUGGAUCCUUACAAACAUAAAAUGAGUCUCGGACAAAUUGACAGUCAAUUGGACACACUGACAUCGAUAAUGGACUCGAAAAGCGAACUGGAGAACAACCAGGAUUUAACUACCAGUGAAAUGUUAGUAAACAUGUCUUCGUCGAGCUUGGAAGAAUUUUAUCCAGCGAUAGCUAUCGCAACACUCAUGAGAAUAAUCCGCGAUCCAACCUUAGCUCAACAUCACACGAUGGUCGUUCAAGCGGUGACUUUUAUUUUUAAAAGUCUUGGUAUAAAAUGUGUUCCUUAUAUUUCUCAAGUAGUACCGAGCUUUUUGAACGUCGUUCGAACGGCAGAUGUUAAUUUCCGCGAGUAUUUAUUCCAGCAGCUUUCAGUUCUCAUCGCUAUCGUGAAGCAGCACAUAAGAAAUUACCUCGACGAUACAUUUAACUUGAUUAAAGAAUUCUGGACGAUCAACAGCCCGCUGCAAAGUACUUUAAUUAAUUUAGUACAAAAUAUUGCCAUAGCUCUAGGUGCCGAGUUCAAAGUUUACCUGCCUCAUCUGAUGCCACAGAUAUUGAAAGUUCUUUAUUCUGACAACAGCAAAGACCGCACUGUUACUGUGAAAUUACUCGAAGCGCUUCAAACAUUCGGUAACAAUUUGGACAAUUAUAUUCAUAUGGUUCUGCCGCCCAUAGUAAAUUUGUUUCAUGCCCCGGAUUGUCCGAUAGUCGUAAACAGAGUCGCUCUGGAGACUGUUGAUCAGCUGGCAGAUACUCUAGACUUUUCAGAAUACGUCUCAAGAAUUGUUCGUGCGGCUGUGAGAACUAUUGACUUGUGUCCGGAAUUGAGAAACACCACAAUGGAUAUGCUUUGUUCUCUAGUUAUGCAGCUCGGGAAGAAAUAUCAGUACUUUAUUCCUCUAGUACAGUCAUAUAUGACUAAACACAAGAUAAGUAAUUCCCAGUAUGAUGUUUUGGUAGAUAAAAUACUUACUGAAACUUCAGUACCCGACGGAGAUGAUUAUUUAUUAAUGAGACAUCGUCAUCCGCGGAACAGAAACCGAGAUCUCUCACUUGCGUCUUCUGACAUCACGACAAUUAAAUAUUUACAUGUUUCAGCGUCUAAUUUACAAAAAGCUUGGACUGCAUCUCGCCGAGUAUCUAAAGACGAUUGGUUGGAGUGGCUGAAAAGUUUAUCAAUAGGUCUUUUGAAAGAAUCACCAUCUCCUGCUUUGAGAUCAUGCUGGGCAUUGGCUCAAACUUACUCUCAGCUACCACGAGACUUAUUCAACGCUGCUUUCGUCUCCUGUUGGACGGAAUUAAACGAAACUUAUCGUGCGGAACUGAUCCAGACACUCCAGCAGGCGUUGAUGGUACCAGACAUUCCAGAGAUAACUCAGACAAUUCUAAACCUCGCUGAGUUUAUGGAUCACUGCGACAAAGGCCCUUUGCCUAUUGACUACAAAAUUUUAGGAGAGCGUGCGAUGAACUGUCGUGCGUAUGCUAAAGCUCUUCAUUACAAAGAAGAUGAGUUUCAUAAAAGCAGAAACGGUGCUGUAUUUGAGUCACUGAUAUCUAUUAAUAAUAAAUUGCAGCAAAAAGAAGCCGCUGAAGGUCUCUUGGAGUAUGUAAUGAACCAAAAUAACCAGCAGGAUUUGAAAGUCCAGGUACGCUGGUACGAGAAACUUCACAACUGGGACAAAGCACUGGAUCUUUACAGCGAGCGUUUGGAGACUGAUCCAUCUGACGUUGAGUCGACUCUAGGAAAAAUGCGAUGUUUGGAAGCUCUAGGCGAGUGGGGACAACUCCACGAGGUCGCGACACGCGAGUGGUCGAAUCAAAUUGAUGAUGCAAAACAACGAAUGGCGCGAAUGGCUGCAGCAGCUGCCUGGGGCUUGGGUCAGUGGGAGUCUAUGGAAAAAUAUGUGGCCCUAGUGCCUAAAGACACCCAAGAUGGUGCGUUUUAUCGAGCUGUUUUGGCGAUUCACAACGAACAGUAUAACGUAGCUCACCAGCUGAUCGACAAUGCUCGUGAUCUUCUAGACACUGAACUAACUGCGAUGGCUGGUGAAAGUUAUCAACGAGCUUACAACGCGAUGGUCGAGGUGCAAAAGCUAGCAGAGCUUGAAGAAGUUAUUCAAUUCAAACUAGUGCCCGAAAGAAGAGCCACUAUUAAAUCUAUGUGGUGGGAGAGGCUUCAAGGUGGGCAAAGAAUAGUCGAAGAUUGGCAGAAGAUCAUUCAAGUCCACACCCUGGUAGUGUCACCUCAAGACGAUAUGUACACGUGGUUAAAAUACGCUAGUCUCUGUAGGAAAAGCGGGAAUCUAAAACUUGAUCACAAGACUCUAGUGAUGUUACUAGGCUCUGAUCCUUCUAAGGCUCCAAAAGAUCCGCUUCCUACAACGCAUCCUCAAGUAACUUUCGCUUAUUGCAAGCACCUGUGGGUCGCAAAUGACCGCGAAGAUGCUUACAACCAGCUGCUUCACUUUGUCAUAAAUUCCGUAAAAUCUUUGAGCAAUUCUCCCAGCAAACUUGACGAAGAACAGCUGCAUCAGCACGAAGCUCACAGGCGACUUCUUGCCCGAUGCUAUCUGAAGUUAGGAGAAUGGCUUGAAUCCCUGCAGGGUAUCAACGAACACUCGAUCCCCGCUGUAUUGUCUUACUACGCAGCUGCGACUGAAUAUGACUCUUCUUGGUACAAAGCUUGGCACGCGUUUGCCUACACCAACUUCGAGUCGGUACUGUUUUACAAGCAUCAACAAGAAGAAACUGUUCCAGAAGCCAAUGGAGUACGUAAUCAGUCGAUACCAAGCUCUCAAUACAUUUCACACUUUACUGUGCCAGCUGUCGAAGGUUUCUUUAAAUCUAUUAAUUUAUCUCACGGUAAUUCUCUCCAAGAUACACUGAGAUUGUUGACCCUUUGGUUUGACUACGGACAGUGGCCCGAAGUUUACGACGCCAUUAUCGAGGGAAUAAGAAUGAUUGAGAUAAAUACUUGGCUGCAAGUUAUUCCUCAGCUUAUUGCAAGAAUCGACACGCCCCGAGCACUAGUCAGCCGGUGUAUUCAUCACCUUCUUAUUGAUAUCGGUAAGUCUCAUCCUCAAGCACUAGUUUAUCCUCUAACAGUAGCUUCCAAGAGUGCAAGUCUUGCGCGAAAAACCGCGGCGAAUAAAAUUCUGAAGAACAUGUGCGAGCACAGUCCGACUUUGGUAUCGCAGGCGAUUAUGAUAAGUGACGAGCUCAUCAGGGUUGCGAUUAUCUGGCAUGAGCUCUGGCACGAAGGUCUCGAGGAAGCCAGUAGACUUUAUUUUGGAGAGAAAAAUGUUGUUGGUAUGUUUGAGACUCUAGAGCCGCUCCAUACGAUGCUUGAAAGAGGAGCACAGACUCUGAAAGAGACAUCCUUUAUCCAGGCUUACGGGCGUGAUUUGAUGGAAGCUCAGGAAUGGUGUCACCGCUACAAAGUAUCCAACAAUGUCAGAGACUUGAAUCAAGCUUGGGAUUUGUAUUACCAUGUAUUUAGAAGAAUUUCACGGCAAUUGCCCCAACUUACAAGUCUAGAGUUGCAGUAUGUCAGCCCCAAGCUACUUCUCUGCAGAGACCUCGAGCUAGCCGUUCCAGGAAGCUACGUUCCAGGGCAAUCGAUUGUCAGGAUAGCCAGCAUCCACAGCUCAAUGCAAGUUAUCACCAGUAAACAGCGUCCUCGCAAGCUUUGCAUCAAGGGGUCCAACGGUAAGGAUUACAUGUUUCUUUUAAAAGGACACGAAGAUCUGAGACAAGAUGAACGGGUUAUGCAGCUCUUCGGACUCGUCAACACUCUUUUGCUUCACGAUCCAGAUACUUUCAGGCGAAAUUUAACAAUUCAGAGAUACGCUGUCAUACCGCUGUCGACUAACAGCGGCCUCAUUGGCUGGGUUCCACACUGCGACACGUUGCACACCCUGAUCCGCGAUUACCGAGACAAAAAGAAAAUUCUUCUGAAUAUCGAGCAUAGAAUUAUGUUGAGAAUGGCCCCUGACUAUGAUCAUUUAAUGCUGAUGCAGAAGGUCGAAGUCUUUGAACACGCGCUGGAACACACCCAUGGCGAUGAUCUAGCAAGGUUGCUCUGGUUGAAGUCGCCAUCAAGUGAAACUUGGUUUGACCGGCGUACUAAUUACACGCGUAGUCUUGCGGUGAUGUCAAUGGUCGGCUACAUUUUAGGCCUGGGAGACCGACAUCCGUCGAACUUGAUGCUGGAUCGUUUGAGCGGAAAAAUUCUCCACAUUGAUUUUGGGGAUUGCUUUGAAGUUGCGAUGACUAGGGAAAAAUUCCCAGAGAAAAUUCCAUUCAGGCUAACGAGGAUGCUGAUUAACGCGAUGGAAGUCACUGGAAUUGAAGGGACUUAUAGAAAAACAUGCGAAUCGGUAAUGUCUGUCUUACAUCGCAAUAAAGACAGUUUGAUGGCUGUUCUUGAAGCAUUUGUGUACGAUCCGCUGCUUAAUUGGAGGCUGAUUGAUAAUAAUGCAACCAAGAGCAAGCGAUCAGACGCACAGAGUAUGAAUACCAGCAGCAGUCAAGAGCAUGGAGAUAUUCUCGACUCGUUGAACUCUACUUUGCCGAAAAAAGGAGCUUUGAGUGCUGAAAGUACUAAUGCUGAUGUUAAUCAACCUGAGGCGCUGAAUAAAAAAGCCCUGGCUAUCACCAACAGGGUGAGAGACAAGUUGACUGGGCGCGAUUUCUCCCACGAAGAAACUCUCAAUGUCAAGCGGCAAGUCCAGCUGCUUAUUCAGCAGGCGACUAAUAAUGAAAAUUUAUGCCAGUGUUAUAUUGGAUGGUGUCCAUUCUGGUAA